UAAGAUACAACGCAUAUGUGACUUGUGAAAAGAAUUACAUUUUAUCAAAAUUUAACUAGUAAUUCUAUUUAGAAAUAUUAUUUACAUUCGAACAAUGCACAUAAAGAAUAAUAAAAGAUAACAAAGAUAAUUUGUGUCAAGUAAAAAAGUGUAAGCAAAAAGAUUUCUUUGAGACAAAUGGUUUAUCAACGUGGAAAUCAGAGGGAUGGUUCCCCACAUUAUGUUUUUUUAUAUUCAGAUGAUGAAAAUAGUGGAGAUGAAGAAACUAUUUCUCUGCAACAAUGUAAUAAAUCAUUGCCACGUAAGGUGGAAGUUAUAUAUGUUCCACUGAAAUCAGAAGACACAUUACAAGCAUUGGCAUUACGGUAUAGAUGCACGAUUUCUGAAUUGAAGAGAAUCAACAAGAUUCACAAAGAAAAUGAAAUACAUGCAAGAAGAUUCAUCAAAGUACCUAUACAACCAUUUUCUUUAUUGACUGAAACCUUAGAACAUGAUCAAAAAAAUAAUCAAUUAGAUAGAAGAGAAGUAAGUAUAUCUACUCCUGAUGAAAAAACAGAAAAUAUAGUAAUGGCAGAUCCAUUAUUAAAUGUGAUAAAAAAUCCUGUUGUGAUUGAAUUGCCAAAGGCAGAAAUUAAUACAAUUAUAUUAAAUUCUGUUUGUGAACCUUUAUCAUCAUACAACAAUAGUAAUUCUUUAGAAAUUACCAAUUCAGAAUGUGAUCAAUUACUUACCUCAACAGAGAAUAAUACAAAAAACCCUCAUUUAACAGAAACAUUUAGAUGUUCUGGUGAUGAUUGUGGAUUAUCAUGGACACAACUUCUUGGAUUUUCUUUAUUAUUAGGUUUUGCAGGACCUAUUAUAUAUAUACUUUAUAUAAUUGAAUUUUCUUCUAAAAAUCAUUUAGUUAAUAAUCAUUAGCUAUUUUUUUAAAUAAAAAUAUAUAUUGCUGAUAUAAUAAGUACAAGAGUUAUAAUAGCAGUCAUAAAAACUUGCAAUAUUAAUCAGUUAAAGAUGGCUAUAUUUUAUAUGAAUGAGACUAUAUAAAAAUUUGAAAAUUUGAUCUGAAUAUUAUUGCUAAUAUUGGCAAAAAUAUAUGAUAUUUAAUGAAUAAGAUAUUAUUUUCUUAUAUUUAAUUGUAUAAUAUAUUAAACUGUAUAAAUGAAAUAUAUACAUUAAUUUUUAAUUAAAUAUUAGAAAUAAUAUUAAAUAGCACAGUACAUAGUGCCUUUGUAAUUAUUCAUAAAUUUUUCUUUAAUUAUAUCAGCAUUUAAAAAUAGGAAUCGCCAAAGAUAUGCUGAUUGGCAGUUGAAUUAUUUAUAAAGAUUUGUAUAAAAAUGUUAAUGGAUAUUAUAUAUCUUAUUUUAAUUUCUAAUAAUAUUUCGAUAAUUCACACGAUAUGAAAUUAUUUUUAUUUAUAUUGAUAUUAUUGAAAAAAAUAUAUAUUAAUAAUAUAAGAUGAUUGUGAUGAAUUUAUACACUCUAUUGAUAUAAUAUGCUCUUUUGUAAUUAAAUAUGUCUCUUAAUUGACAA
Molecule: messenger RNA, 1530 nt
Organism: Apis dorsata (giant honeybee)
Lineage: Eukaryota; Metazoa; Arthropoda; Insecta; Hymenoptera; Apidae
Product: lysM and putative peptidoglycan-binding domain-containing protein 3
Exons: 3
Coding region: 178-918 (246 amino acids)
Source: RefSeq, a predicted model, not a curated record